This is a messenger RNA of Adineta ricciae, 849 nucleotides long. NCBI's taxonomy places the organism in Eukaryota, Metazoa, Rotifera, Eurotatoria, Adinetida, Adinetidae. The record is from the annotation of a GenBank genome assembly.
AUGUUUAACACUUUUCUAGAUAGACUUUGUCCAUUCACUGCGGUUUCGACAACAACGUUAAAACUAUCUAACAGUGGAAAUGAACGACUAGCUUAUAAGAUAAAAACAACUGCUCCGAAACGGUAUUGUGUCAAACCGAAUAGCGGUUUUCUCGAUGCCAAUGCAACUGCUAACAUUCAAGUUAUGUUACAACCACAAAUACCAGGUCAAUCUGAUGAUCGUUCAAAGCAUAAAUUCAUGGUACAGUGGGUUGCAGUUCCAAAUAGUUAUGGCGACGACGUGGAGAAUUUCUGGAAACAGGAUUUAAAGAGCUUGAAUGUUCAGGAUUCGAAGUUAAAAUGUGUCUUUGCCGAAGAUCAAUCAGCCGCAGUCGUACCUAACGAUUCAACUGAUCAUCGUGGCUCAGAGACAAACACCACACGCACUACUGAUUCAGCGCAUGUUGCCGACAGCCGCACCCAACAAUCCGCUCCAUCAGCAUCGAUUUCCAAUCAACGUUCAUCUCCAAUAACCUCACGUGCAAUCAACUCUAUUCAAUCACAAAGUCAAGAUCGACAACAGGACACAAGUGAUGAUUUGAAUAAAUCACGUCCUCGACAACAAGAUAUCGAACGGUUGAAGAGUGAAAAUGAUUCAUUAAAAGAAAAGCUCAAACAAGCCGAAGGUGGCCUACGACAAAGAACAACAGGCGGCAAUUCCGCAGUCGACCGAUCGAAAUCCAGUCAACAGCAAAAUGGUCUCGUUCUGUUCGGCAUUGCUUUAACUGAGCAACUCGUUCUCGUUGCUUUUGUUAUCGCAUUAUUAUUUGGCUUUUCACUCGGUUAUUUUUUCUUUUCAUGUAGCAAUUAA